Cladophialophora psammophila CBS 110553 is the source of this 546-nucleotide messenger RNA. RefSeq lists its product as uncharacterized. The transcript has a single exon. Bases 1 to 546 code for a protein of 181 amino acids. Lineage: Eukaryota; Fungi; Ascomycota; Eurotiomycetes; Chaetothyriales; Herpotrichiellaceae. The record is from RefSeq and is a predicted model, not a curated record.
AUGGGAGUCCUACAACAGACCUUCCCCCUCUCCCUCAUCUACUUCUCCCUCGUCUUCCUCUCAGGCGUGAUCCUCGGCUCCAUCCGCGUCCCCUAUCUACAACCACUGAUCGGGGCGCGGUACGCCGAGCUGUUCGAGAUGCCCAUCAUGCUGAUCAUCAUCUGGCAGGCGGCGCAGGUGACAGUGUGGAACCUGGAGUCCGGCCAAAAGCAGCCGAAGGGCAGCUGGUGGAAGAACGGGUUGCGGUUCAUGGCGUCGACGCCUGUGCUGGUCGGCGUGCUGGCGCUCGUGUGGCUGCUGGCCGUCGAGCUGGGCACCAGCGUCGUCGCCCAGGUCUCCUGGGGCACGGGCUCCUGGUGGGACGGCAUCGUCCAGUACUUCACGGGACGCGACGUCGUCGCCGGCCCGGUGUUCGGGAUGGUCCUGUUGGCGUACGCUGCCAUGCCGUGCAUCGCGUGGCUGGUACAGACGCAGGAGGACACGGAUAAGUUGUUGUGGGACUUUGAUGAGUCCUUGGCCGAGCAGGAGGACUACUGCUCUCGGUGA